AUCCAGAAAAAGGAAGAAGUACCACAAAAACUAAGUUCAGUUCACUCAAUCAUGUCUGACUCUUUGUGACCCCAUGGGCUGCAACACGCCAGGCUACACUGUCCACAAAAACUAUUUGCCCUCAUUAUCUAUUCAAAACCUAUACCUCUGCCCCAAACCUCUGGCAAACUUCUGUCACCUGUUUCCACACCACCCUACUUCGAUUUCUCAGGAGUGGAUAAAUUCACAGAAAAAAACAGGUAACAGUAGUCCUCAACAAGCAAGGGUUCACGUUCAGGAAGCUUCUCAAACCAGUCCCGCGACUCCUGACUCUUGCCAAAGCAGUCCCAUGUCUCCUCAUUCUAGGAUGGAUGCAGCUAACAGGGAAACAAUAACAAACAAAACAAGCUGCCAGCGCUGUCCGAGCCCUCACACCUCCUCAACUAGACCUGUAAAGGUCUCCACUAGCCACUUUCAGGGCUCCCAGCCCUCCCAUUCCCCGCUUCCUUAAGCCAUAGCAGCAGCUUUUCAAACAGGAAAGAAUACUCUCUAUAUUCGAUAUGGCCCCAUGACUUUCGUGGACUGCGACAGCCAUUGGCAGCAGCAAGGAUUUGAAGGCGCUCAGAGCGUGGUUCCAGUCCACAAUUGCUACUCGCCCUGCUCCAAGAUUUAAUUCUUUGUGAAAAAGAGAUCAUCUGAUAUUUGACAUCUAUCUAACUGAAGUUUGACUAACUGAAGGUAAGGUUAAGAAAAUGGAUAUUUUAUUGAAUGCUCACUGUGUAUUUUCUCAUUUUAUCAUCAAAUAAAUAUAUGAAGCUUAUUAUCAUCAUUACUCCCAUUUCAUAGGAGAAUAUUGCUGCUGAAGGGAGAGGGGCAAAGAAAUCUGUCUAUAACUGCUUCCUGCUGUUGAUCUACUGACCUCAUAAUGUCUGAAAUCAGAUUCAGCAAUCUCACUUGGGAUCAAGUUAUAACACUGGAUAAAGUGUUAGAUGAAGUAAUUCCAGUUCAUGGAAGGGGAAAUUUCCCCACAUUGGCAGUAAAACCAAAAGAUAUUAUUCAUGUUGUGAAAGAUCAACUGAUAGAGCAAGGAAUUAUUGUUAAAGAUACUCGAUUGAAUGGUUCCACAGCAAGUUACAUACUUGCAAGCCACAAUGGAAUCAGCUAUAAGGAUCUGGAUGUCAUUUUUGGUGUUGAACUACCAAGUGAUCAAGAAUUUCAGGUUGUUAAGGAUGUAGUUCUAGGUUGUCUAUUCGACUUUUUACCAAAAGGUGUAAAAAAGGAUAAGAUCACCCUGAAUACCAUGAAAGAGGCUUAUGUGCAGAAGAUGGUUAAAGUUUGCAAUAAGCAUGAUCGUUGGAGUCUCAUCUCUCUGUCAAAUAACACUGGGAAGAAUGUCGAGCUAAAAUUUGUUAAUUCACUCAGACGACAAUUUGAAUUUAGUGUAGAUUCCUUUCAAAUUGUCUUGGAUCCCAUGUUAGAUUUCUAUAGUGACAAAAAUGGUAACCUAACCAAUGAAUGCUAUCCUGUUGUGGUAGCUGAAAGCAUGUAUGGAGAUUUCCAAGAAGCAAUGACACAUUUACAGUACAAGCUUAUAUCUACCAGAAAACCUGAAGAAAUUAGAGGUGGUGGCCUUCUGAAAUACAGCAACUUGCUGGUUCGUGACUUUAAACCAGCUUGUGAAGCAGAAAUCAAGACCCUGCAACGUUAUAUGUGUUCUAGAUUCUUCAUUGAUUUUCCUGAUGUAGAAGAACAGCAAAAGAAGAUUGAAUCAUACCUCCGCAACCAUUUCAUAGGUGAAGAAAAGAACAAGUAUGACUACCUCAUGACCUUGCAUGGAGUCGUGAAUGAGAGCACGGUUUGCCUCAUGGGACUUGAAAGAAGGCAGACCCUCAAUAUGAUUGCCCUUAUGGCUUUAAAAGUACUUGGAGAACAGAAUAUCCUACCUAAUACAGACAACGUAACUUGCUUUUAUCAGCCUGCUCCAUACUUGGUUGCUGAAGGAGGGUAUCCUACUUAUUAUGUAACAUCUGGGCCACCACCUAUAUUCUUUCAGCCAUACCACCCACUGCACUUUCAUGUGCCAAAUGGUAUGAUUUAAACACACACACACACAAUAGAAACUUUGCUUUAAUUAAACACCUUCUAAAAGCAAGUUUCCAAAUUUAUGCAGUUACCAACUAUUUUAUAAUUCAUAGCUUAAACCAUCAUAGUAAAUACAGUAUCAUCUAUGAACUGACCUUUUUAAAUGAUCUUCAAAUGUUACUGAUUAGCUAUAACAACUUUCAAAUAUUGUGGACCACUUAAAAUGAUUUUCAAAUCUGACUGACUACUUAUAACUCAAAUUUACUAUGACAAAUACAUUAGAGAUGACUGAAUAUUUGAUUAAAAUAUAAAAGAACAGGCUCAUGUUUUGAAAUCCAGAGGUACAGAAAAGGCCAGUGCCAACAAUUCUGUAUUCAGUCAGUUCCUUUGCUACCUUUACUUCAUUUCUUUUUCUAGUGAAUAGUACCAUCAGUGAAUUUUCAAUGCCUAACAAAAAUGCCUAAUUUCAAAGACAACAGAUUCAGAAGACAUUAAAAUCCUAGACUUUGCAAGCAUAUAUUUUGUUUCCUAAUUGAUUUAGAUACAAACUCUUAAUACAGUUUUAAGGAACACUGAAAAAAAUGAUUCUGGAAAACACUGGACAUUAGUAAUUUAUCAACUAACAAGUUGAUUUGUGGAUCUGAAGAAUAAUACACCAAGCUGGACAGCCAAUACUGUGACCAUUUAUACAGAUUUCUUCAUUUUUUUCCCCCAAACAGUUGAAAAGAAUGAAAAUGACCAACUCUGAAUGUGGGAAGUUUUCUAUUAUCCUCUGGUUAAAAAAAAAAAAAAAAAAGACUCUAAAUGUCAAAAAGCAAAAAGCUGACAGAGGAUUUUAUCCAUGGCAUUUACCAUUUUUAUGACCUAUAUGACCAAUGUCUUAAUAUGUGGAGAUUUUAAUGUUAAUAAGUAAGUGAAUAUAUUUUCAUUAUUACUCACCAAAGCUUUUUUCCAUCUUGCCCUUACCAAAGAUGUUUCUCGCAUGACACUCAAGUGCCUCCUCAUGUGAAAUUUUGCAUAGUGCUGGAAUUUAUUUAACAAUUUUAUAUGUUCAUCAAGUAUCUGAAUAUCUACUCACUAUAUCACAUAUUCUGCUAGCAAUAUGCCUAUGGGAAUAAAGCAAUAUUUUCUUCCUAUAAUGAAGAAAAGGAUCCAUGACCAAUAUUACCUGGGAUGACAGGAGGACCUAUCCUGAAUGAAUAUGAAUAAGGCCCUCAGAUAACUUCACUAUUUUUACUUGCUUCUGAAUUUUUAUUAGUUUCCAUCUCAGUUUUCAUUGGCCAUUACAAGUUUUUCCAUCACAGCAUGAUCCAACAGGCAUAGUCUGAGAAUUUGUCACUUAAAUGACUGUCCUCAAUCCAUCUUCUCUGUAUUACAUUACCGGACUCAAGAAGUACACCUAAGAUGGCAUUUUCAAAUGACCAAUAUUUAUGAGAUUUUUUUUUUACCACAGUACCUUUGGCUAUUAGUAUAUUUUUAAAGAGUUAUAUUAUUCAUAUAUAUGAAUAUGAAUAUAUAUAAAUACUAUAUAUGUAUCUCACAAGCAUGAAGCUUUAAAACAUUGUAUGUAUUCAAUUCCUUGCUUGGGACAAAUAAAGAAUUUACAAAUGCUAUAUUAAAAA
Messenger RNA from Bubalus bubalis (water buffalo), 3683 nucleotides. It is a transcript of the gene TENT5D, whose product is annotated as terminal nucleotidyltransferase 5D. Bases 905 to 2077 code for a protein of 390 amino acids. The record is from RefSeq and is a predicted model, not a curated record. Lineage: Eukaryota; Metazoa; Chordata; Mammalia; Artiodactyla; Bovidae. Gene Ontology annotation, biological process: mRNA stabilization. Gene Ontology annotation, molecular function: poly(A) RNA polymerase activity; RNA binding. The transcript is spliced from 5 exons.